This is a messenger RNA of Striga hermonthica, 1447 nucleotides long. Lineage: Eukaryota; Viridiplantae; Streptophyta; Magnoliopsida; Lamiales; Orobanchaceae. The record is from the annotation of a GenBank genome assembly.
UCUGAAGUAACUGGCAAACUUGACCGGCUAGCAGAUACAAUAGCUUCCCUGCAGCUUCAACUCCUAAAUAGGCAAAAAGACAGUGAUGAUGAAGGAUCCAUACUGGGCAAGCAUAGGCUUCAGUUACAGCAAGAGCAGGCAAGCAAGCAAAACAAUCACUAUAUGAAUCCAGCCCCAAAGAUUGAAUUUCCCAGGUUUGAUGGUUCCAACCCCAGAGCUUGGAUUUUAAAAUGCAGUGGUUAUUUCAAGUUAGUGCCUAAUAUCUCUAAAACCCAGAAAGUCAUACUUGCUUCAAUGCACUUAGAAGGCAAAGCUGCUUUAUGGUUCCAAAACCUAAGUGCAAAACAACCUGAAUUGAAUUGGAGUCAAUUUGUUGAAAUAGUGUCAGCAAGGUUUGAAGAGCUGAAAGAGGUUAAAAUUAUUGCUAAAUUUAACAAGUUAAGGCACACAGGUUCUUAUGCUGAUUAUGUUGACAAAUUUGAGGAGUUGAAGGCAUGUAUGCAACUCAUGAAUCAGGGGGAGUUUUCUGAAGAAUAUUUCAUAGCUAGUUUUAUUAGUGGGCUCAGUGAGGAAUUACAGGCAUUUCUACACAUGUUUAAUCCAAAAACUCUACAACAAACAAUUGAGCUGGGUCAGCAACAACUCCACACACUGGAUGCUAUCACAAAGAGAGUAAAGAACACUCAAAGAACAUACUCACAGCUGCAACACCCAAACACUCAGAAAGCCACCCCAAACAAUAACCCCAUUCAGAGGGCACCCCAGACUCCUUUUCAGAAAGCAAACUUUAAACUGCUUACCUCCUCUGAAAUGGCUGCAAGAAGAGAGAAGGGCUUGUGUUAUAAUUGUGAUGAGAAGUUUGUACCAGGGCACAGAUGCAAGCACAGGAUAAAUUAUAUGAUAAUGACUGAAGAUGAAGAGUUAUCAUAUUUUCAGUAUGAGAAUGUGAGUAACUUAGAAAAUACUGAGAACAAUGAAGCCAUUGAGGAAGUGCACAUAUCCUUGAAUACUAUGGUGGGUGAAGGGGGUUUGACCACUCUGAGGUUUUAUGGAUACAUUGGGGAUAAGAGGUUACACAUUCUACUGGACACUGGGAGCACCUUAAGCUUUAUCAAAGAAUCUACAGCCAAAUCAUUGGGGUGUUCAUUAAAUCCAGUUAAACCAUUGAAGGUGAAAGUGGCCAAUGGACAGAAACUUAUCAGUCACUUACAGGCUACUGAUCUCAGUUGGGAUAUGCAAGGACAAGAAGUGACACACUCUCUUAGGGUGCUGCAAAUUGAAGGAAGUGACAUCAUUCUGGGAGGAGAUUGGCUUAGGACCUGUACUCCCAUUGAGUUAGAUUACAACACCAUGACAGUUACUAUUAACUUAAAAGGAAAGAAGGUUAUAUUGCAGGCCUUAAACCCAGAGGCCAGUUGCCACUUAAUUUCUGAGCACUCAUUACUCA